AUGGACGAAACAACAAAGCAACUCCAAGCUUAUCUCCCCUCCCACCUCCUCCGUGCAGCCUAUCUGGCAGGCAAGAUCCCUUUCCGAGCCUGUCAAGCAGAUCCACGAGUCUCGUACACGCUCUACGUCCCCGAGGACGCAUACAGCGCGGCGCAUGAAGCUAUACAAGAGGACCGCUUGCGUGAGCACGAUCGUCUUUCCCUCGUCGUCAACAUCCACGGGACACGGCGCGAAGCACAGCUCUGCAGAGACUCCCUUAUCAAGUACGCUGACCAACAUGACUGCGCUAUCCUGGCACCGCUGUUUCCUGCAGCGCUGGAUGGGCCUUUGGAUCUGGACUCCUACAAGAAGCUUCGCAGUAGAAGUCUGAAAUCGGAUGAGGUUCUACUCAGCAUUAUCGAGGAGGUGCAACAACUCUGGCCCGCGAUUUACGCCGAGAAAUUCACGUUGCUCGGUUGUUCUGGAGGCGGACAGUUUGUUCACCGGUUUAUGUACCUCCAUCCAGAGCGGUUACAGAGAGUCUGUGUCGCGGCUCCGGGAGGCACGACGAGGGUUGUCGAUAUGCCUUGGCCACAUGGUACGCAAGAUUUGGAGGCGAUCUUCGACGGGAAACGUAUGGACUUGGAGGAAGUAAGGAAGAUCGAGGACAUCCUCAUCAUCGUCGGGCUGAACGACCGUGACAUGGAUGAACAAGCUGAGUUGAAACAGUGGCUACACGCGAUGGCGAGGAAAGGUGCAACAAAAGUCGCCACUGGAGAUAUUCCCACUCAGAGCCGCCUCCAGACUUGUAAAGACUUGCAACAGAAUUGGCUUGACAAUGGCAUACAAGCUUCCCUGGAGAUCGUUCCGGGUGUUGCUCACGGCUACCAGGGUUUGCUGCCUGCCAUAAUCACUUGGUUGAGGAGAGGGGGCUAG
Saxophila tyrrhenica is the source of this 915-nucleotide messenger RNA. RefSeq lists its product as uncharacterized. The record is from RefSeq and is a predicted model, not a curated record. Lineage: Eukaryota; Fungi; Ascomycota; Dothideomycetes; Mycosphaerellales; Extremaceae. The transcript has a single exon. The coding region runs from base 1 to 915 and encodes 304 amino acids.